Neocloeon triangulifer is the source of this 1328-nucleotide messenger RNA. Its product is annotated as homeobox protein vab-15-like. The record is from RefSeq and is a predicted model, not a curated record. The coding region runs from base 303 to 1187 and encodes 294 amino acids. Gene Ontology annotation, molecular function: RNA polymerase II transcription regulatory region sequence-specific DNA binding; DNA-binding transcription factor activity, RNA polymerase II-specific. The transcript is spliced from 3 exons. Gene Ontology annotation, biological process: regulation of transcription by RNA polymerase II; embryonic morphogenesis. NCBI's taxonomy places the organism in Eukaryota, Metazoa, Arthropoda, Insecta, Ephemeroptera, Baetidae. Gene Ontology annotation, cellular component: nucleus.
CAGUCGCUCGCCGCAGUCGGACGCGAACAGACCGAGUGAGUGUCGAGUGCGACGCCCUGACCCUUUCGUGCGCCUGCCGUCGACCUGCCCAGGGUGCCACUUUGCCGAAUUUGCAGAAACCCCCGCCCUGAAGGAUGACCCUCGUCAGGUCUUAGCUUGACCCCAAGACGCCAGCCAGAAAGAGCGAAAAGGAGCGGAAUCCGAGAGAGCGAAUCUCCAACCCUGCCAAAGGUGCCGCCCUGAGUGCCGACCCGACCUCUACAGGCGCCGCAAAAGAGGUUGGGUGCUGUGGCGUUGACUGGAUGCAGCAGGGUGCAGUGAUGACGGUGAUGCAGCAAGACGGUGAAAUUCCGAAGGAAGCGUCGUCGAAGCAACGCUUUUCGUUCAGCGUGGCCGCGCUUUUGGCCGACACGCGUCGACCGCCGCCCCCGGAGGAAGAGGUCGAGGACACUGUUUGCAGCGACGACGAUGACGACGUCAGCGUCCUCGGCACCCCGCCGGGCAGCCCUGCCCCCAGCACCAGCGGUGCAGAGUCGCCUGCCCCCUCGGCCGCCAGACUGGCCGCCGGCCUGAUGGCGCACGUGGUGCGCCCGACGCCCUUCAGCCUCUACCCCUCAGCCUCGUGGCCGCUCCACCCCGUGCACCACAACCCCUUCGGCUCGCCCUUCGGAGCGCACGCUGGCCUCUCACCCUUUGCCAAUGGGCUCACACCUGGUUCAGAUGGUGAGCCGCCAAAGCUCAAAUGCAACCUGCGGAAGCACAAACCGAAUCGGAAACCCCGGACGCCAUUCACAACACAGCAGCUCAUGUCACUGGAGAAGAAAUUCCGCGAAAAGCAGUACCUGUCGAUUGCCGAGCGGGCAGAGUUCUCCAGUUCGCUGCACCUGACGGAGACGCAGGUCAAGAUUUGGUUCCAGAACCGCCGCGCCAAGGCCAAACGCCUUCAAGAGGCCGAAAUUGAGAAAAUCAAGAUGGCCGCCCGGCCGUUGUACGGGCCGCCGUUUGGCCUGUUGCAGAGCCACGCCCACCACGCCCUUCUUGGCCCUUUGGCUGCGGCCCAUCAGCACCAUCCGAGGGCCAUGGCCGCCGCACUGGCCGGAGUCAUGGGCAACCACCCCUUCUCCUUCGGCCCCGCGCCACCCCCCGCAGUUUCCGCUGCCAGCUCGCCACCAAGCGGAAACUCGUGAACUGAAAUUUUGUGGGCAAACGAACUAUUGAAAGAAAAACUCUCGUUACGAGAUAUUUAUUGUGAGGUACAUUCCAGUGUGUAAAUAUGUGUAUGUGUCCAAAGUGCGUAGCAGCUAAUAAAUAUGAUUCCUGCAUUAAUU